AAGAAAUUUCAGAGGUCAAGGCGAAGAAGACGCUACCUGUAAUCGUUCUCUUUCUCUACACAAGACCCCACCUUCCUAUAUAAAGGGGUCUUAUUGCUUUUCGGAUUCAUUUUAACUUUAGUGUCACUUCGGUUGGAAAUAAUGAAAAGUGUCGUUUUGGUUGUGGGGCUUUUCGGGCUGGCUUUGGCCCAGUUCCAAAAUGGGAGGAUCCUGGAGCCCCCAGUGCCAGCGCUCUGCGCGCAGAGGACCAUCCAUGAGAGGACCCCCGACGGCAAGGGCUACUUCUUCAGCUGGCGCGACCCCGCGUUGAAGGACGUGCAGGAGGACUGGCUAGGUGGUAGAAACUACUGCAGACAGCGCUGCAUGGACCUCAUCUCUUUAGAAACCAGCGCUGAGAACGAAUGGAUCAAAAAACGCAUCGUUGACGAGAAGGUGAAAUACAUUUGGACUUCCGGCCGCCUGUGCGACUUCAAAGGCUGCGACCGCGCUGACCUCCAACCCUUGCCCAUCAACGGAUGGUUCUGGACUGCCGUGCUCCAGAAAUUGGCACCCACCACCCAGCGGGACCAGAACGACUGGUCCGAAAGUGGGGGAAUUGGCAAGCCGCAGCCCGACAACAGGGAAGCCCAACAGGGAGGAGCCAGCGAGAAUUGCCUUGCCAUUCUCAACCAGUUUUACAACGAUGGGGUGAAUUGGCACGAUGUGGCAUGCCACCAUCGCAAACCCUUCGUCUGUGAGGAAAAUGAGGACUUGUUGAAGUAUGUUCGCUAUACCAACCCGAAUUUGGCGGUUUAAUUUAGGGAUUUUAAUGCUGUGGACUGACAAAUUAGGCAGCAUGUAAUUUAUUUUGUAAUUUAAAGCAAAGAAACAAUAAAAUAUUUCAUUUA
Tribolium madens (black flour beetle) is the source of this 887-nucleotide messenger RNA. RefSeq lists its product as uncharacterized. The transcript has 4 exons. The coding region runs from base 142 to 795 and encodes 217 amino acids. The record is from RefSeq and is a predicted model, not a curated record. Lineage: Eukaryota; Metazoa; Arthropoda; Insecta; Coleoptera; Tenebrionidae.